AUGCAGCUUAGCACAAUGACCGGGGCCCUUGUGGCCUUGGGUUUAUUGCAAAACGCUGUAGCUGAUACAUCAAGCGCUCAGCGGGCAAUGGAAUCGUUUCUGAGCAAUCAUCCCAUCAGUACUCGAUCAGCACCCCAGUCCCAGAGUACUCCCCAUCUGAGUAGCCUCAAAGCUGCCGCAUUUUCCGGCGACAUCCUACCUACUCGAUCAUGGCACUUCCUCCGUGAACCCUGCCCUGAAAGUUGCUCAAGCCUUGGCCUGAAUUCCACCGCUUGGCCUGCAUAUAGUCAUCUUGACCGCUUGGCUCUAUGUGGUCAACCCAUGCUUCUUGACUUUACGCUAUAUACUCCCAUCAAUGAGUCGAGUGGUCAUGUCAGCAUCCGUAGCUGUGCUGCAGAUCUGGAAGCCCAUAGCACCUGGACUCCAGCUGUCAAUACGUGCUCUUCGAGGAACAAUACCAUCAACGUCACAUCGUCAUUGCAACUCACAUGGGACACAGCCGGGGGCAAGGGUAAUACCGUAGGUGCAUUGAAUGCAUUGCAGCAGAUUUACGCCUAUGAGCUUGUGAACCCCGCCCCCUGCAAUGAGACAAUAAAUUUUGCCUAUUCGGAAGGCAUUGCAGUGGGCCUUUACAUGGGCUCUGGUCUGCACGGCCAAAGUAUACUUGCCCCUGUCCUCAAGGAUGUCAUAAAGUAUGUGCUAGAAAACGAGAUGCCAGAAACUCUCGUUGCUCAGCUGUGCAGCAAGGCAGGUGCUCGAUACACAACCGGCAUCUACAUCAGCAAGUCUGGGGGUCUGACAGGGGCUCAAAUGGCAGUGCAGACCUGGCGCAACGGUACUUGCGUGGCAUCCCUGGACAACACUGAGGCCUGGAAGAACAUCGAUUAUUCUGUGGCGGUUCACGCUCGGCUCAAUUCCAGCUCUACCAGUUUGGAGCGACGGCAACUUCGAGAAUCCCACCUUCACGGCCGAAGAUCACAUACACAUGGUCGGAAGUCACAUCUGCAUGGCCGAGAUACCGAAUGCACCACCACCCAAGUGGACUCAGGCGACACUUGCACCACCCUAGCUACCCAGUGCGGCAUCACCCCCGCAGACUUCACCACCUACAACCCGAGCUCAACACUUUGUUCCAGUCUCACGGAGGGACAAUAUGUUUGCUGUUCAGCUGGUACACUGCCUGACUACUCACCUCAGCCUGACUCGGAUAACAACUGCUUCAGUUAUCUCGUUGAGACCGGUGAUACAUGUGCUUCCCUCGCGGCUUCUCAUACUAUUAAGGUCUCUGACAUAGAGAGCUAUAAUAAAAACACUUGGGGCUGGAUGGGUUGUGACAAUCUUUUUGCCAAAGAAUACAUUUGUCUGAGUUCUGGAUGGCCGCCUAUGCCAGCCGUUAUCCCCAACGCUGUAUGCGGCCCGCAGGUCAACGACACGGCAACAGUGCCCCAUGGAACUGAUCUCACCACCCUGAACCCAUGCCCACUGAACGCCUGCUGUGAUAUCUGGGGCCAAUGUGGAACAACUGCCGAAUUCUGUACCCCGACUAACUCCACUACUGGAGCCCCCGGGACCGCAGCCAAGGGUACCAAUGGCUGUAUCUCGAACUGCGGAACCGAUCUUAUCCAGAGUAAUGCCCCCAGUGAGAUCUUCAAUAUUGGAUACUUUGAGGGUUAUGAUCUGUCACGACCAUGCAUGCGUACCUGGAUUACCGAUAUGGACCUCAGUCCGUAUACUCAUAUCCACAUGUCUUUUGCCACCUUGAACAGCGACUUCUCGUUCAAUAUCGACAGUAUCGAAAGCCAAAUGACUGCGUUUGCCGGGCUGAGCGGAGUUAAAAGGAUCAUUGCUGUUGGCGGAUGGGACUUCUCGGCCGAUCCUAGCACCUACAAUAUCUUUCGGGAGUCUGUUGCGACUAGUACAAAUCGCGCGGCCCUCGUUUCAAGCACCAUUGCUUUCUUGAAUAAGUAUGAUCUGGAUGGCGUUGACUGGGACUGGGAAUAUCCCGGAGAACCGGAUAUCCCUGGUAUACCCGCGGACACCACAGCCUCUGCCACCAACUUUUUCCUCUUCUUGUUGCAACUCUCCGUCGCGAUGAAAGCGCAGACCCCGGGAAAGACGAUCUCGACCACAGUCCCUUCUUCAUACUGGUACCUCAAGGCCAUCCCCAUUGAGGCUAUUAGUACUGUGGUGGAUUAUAUUGUGAUCAUGACUUAUGACCUGCACGGCCAGUGGGAUUGGAAUAAUACCCACGCUGAUCCCGGGUGUCCUGCUGGCGGUUGCCUGCGCUCCCACGUCAACCUUACUGAAACCAUCAACUCCUUGUCAAUGAUCACCAAGGCAGGAGUCCCCUCCAAUCAGAUUGUGGUGGGUGUUUCUAGCUAUGCUCGUUCGUUCCAGAUGAGCGAAGCUGGGUGCUGGGCUGAAACCUGCAGCUUCGUCGGACCGGACUCCGGGGCGGUUCCUGGCGCGUGCACCAAUACGCCUGGGUACAUCUCUAACGCUGAACUAGCCUCCAUUGUGGAAAAUGAAGAUGUCUACAUGUACAUCGACGAGAGUUCUAAUUCAAACAUCAUGGUGUGGAAUGACACUCAGUGGGCUGCGUGGAUGGAUGACGAUGUCAAGGCCUUGCGCAAAGAGCUGUAUGCUGAUAUGAACUUCCUCGGAUCAGCCGAUUGGGCCAUUGACUUGCAGAUCUCCGACGAUGCUUUGGGAUCAGGCCCUUCAUCAGGGACCACUUCCUGUGAGAUCUCCAUCGAUCCCUCCAUUUGGAGUGAUGACAGUCCAGUCGUUACUGCUAAGUCUGGAUGCACGAUCAUCUGGCCUCCGAUGCCGCUGAGCAGCACCACUACCAUUUCUAUUCCUGACUGGACGACGCGUCUUACAUGGCACUCGACAGUGACCAAAACUAUGACAUUUGCGGAUAGUUCGACCAUGGUGUACCACGCCCACUCGCCCAUUCUGGUGCCUACCAUCCUCUCAAUUCCUCCUGGUUCCUUCACCGGGACAGACUGUUCUAUACCAGACAAGUUCGGUGCUUCCCAGUCCCUUCCCAGUUGUUAUGACCCCUACUGUGGGUGGUACCACGACUGUGAUUGGAGGAACUACAACUACUAUCCCUGGGUUCACUUUCUCCUCUGGCAGUAUCACCUACGCGACACCCUCAUGGAUAGACGUGCAUGGAGGCUCAACCCAUGUGAACAAUGGCACAGUGCUGGCCCCUAUAACCACAACUGUGACCCCCAUCCUUACCCAACUACCACUGAUACCACUACCGAUCCCAUUAUCAACACACGGACCACCCAUAGGUCUACGGCAACCAGCUCAGAUAGCGAUACCACAUCUUCGACAUGCGUACCGAGUUUGUUCAAGAAAUGUGGCAAAGGCUGUGGAGAUGGAGGUGGAGGUGGUGGCGGCAGUGGGAGUGGCAGUGGCAGUGACAACAGUAGCGAUGAUAAUGAUAGUACGACUUCGACAACGACAUCGACUGAACCCAGCAGCUAUCACCACUUACCCGGCAUGGCCACCGAGAUCGUUGAGGAUUUACCCCCGUUCACCACCGACGCCCUCGCAGACCUCCAGGCACUUUCGAGAGCUGAGGCCGGAAGAUUGGCGUCUCUCUUCGGCAAUGAGAAGAUCACUUCUUCGGGCACGGCGACCACAAAGGCCACUGGCACCGUCGGCACCGCCACGGCAACGGCGACAGCGACCGGCGGCAGCAACCCAUUGGACUGCUACAUCUUCCAGGACCCUGGCUCCGGUAGCACCGGCACCUACUGUCAAUGCCCAGGGUAUGAUGGCACCUUGCCCACGCUCACUGGCUCUGCCAGUCCCUGCGACUACACAUCCCUGCCGACUUCAACCACCCAGACCGCGACCACCACCAAGCCUACCGGUCCCUACCCAUACACUUUCACCGAUGUCUACGGUGUUGUGGUUGCUUGUGAAUCAGAAUCUUUCCUCAAAGUUGCGGGCUACUCCCUCACGGAGUGUGACGGCUCAAGCACCACGCUGAAGUCUGUAACUAUCACCGUGACUGAGGUGGUCACUACCUCUGUCAUGAACAAGAUAUGUUCUGGCGGUGACUAUAAUGCUUGUCUUCAGCAAACUGAGAACUUCGGGGUGGCCGCUUGUCCAAAAAUGCCCAUUGCUCAGAUGAAAUGUCAGCAACAGGUCUUCGUAAACGCACAGUCACUGUGUGCGGUUCGGUGUACCCAUACGCCGUCCACAUACACGACAACUUAUGCCACGUUAGCGCCCUAA
Messenger RNA from Penicillium paradoxum, 4260 nucleotides. Its product is annotated as glycoside hydrolase. Gene Ontology annotation, molecular function: chitin binding. NCBI's taxonomy places the organism in Eukaryota, Fungi, Ascomycota, Eurotiomycetes, Eurotiales, Aspergillaceae. The record is from RefSeq and is a predicted model, not a curated record. The transcript has 4 exons. Gene Ontology annotation, biological process: carbohydrate metabolic process. The coding region runs from base 1 to 4260 and encodes 1419 amino acids.